UUGCCAGUCACAGGUGGCGAUAAAACGAAUUUGUCAGUUGUCAAUGAGUUUUCGUACGUUUCGGACCGUGAAAUAUUAGAAGUAUCAUCUUUAAUAAUAUAUGAAUGAAAUAUGAAAUUUCUCAUUUAUAUACGAUAAAUUUUUUUGUAACUAUUUUUGUGAAUGAUGUUUAAGUUUAUCUGUCAUGUGUAAUGUAAAUGAAACUGCAAUGUACGACUAUUGUCAUGUAAAAUAAAUGCACAAACAAACGUGCCAAAAUUUACUAAAUUUUGUUAUUUAUAAUUCGAAAUACACAGAAAGUUCUACGAAACUUGCAAAUUAUGGAGACUGCUCAAACGUUGUACCUUAACCUCUUUGGUGAGGACAAAAUUCACGUUUUGAAGGAAUUGUUGCACGCUUGCGUGGAUGAAAUAUGUGGCAGACCAGGUCCAACCUAUCAUAAGUUCGUAAAUAGCAUGGAUUGGAGUAAAGAAGAAUACGAAGAAACAUAUAAAUUAAUAUCUAUGCUCCUGAGAAAUCCAGCUUCGUUAUAUUUAACAGAAGAAAAGAUGCCACAAGAGUACCACGAAUUACCUGAGCAAAUUCAACAAAAUAUAUUAUCAUGUUUGAAAGUGAGAAGACAACAAUUAACAGAUGCGUUGUUGAUGGAAUACUCUAAAGAAAAGCACGACACAGUAAUUGACUUUGACUGGAGAUUAAAGCUUGUAAUGGGGUCUAGCAAAUUAGCUUCUUUGAGAGAGCCCCUUCUUCAGUUAGACCUCAUUCUUGAAAGUAAGGACUCAAAGCGUAUUCUAGAUUUGGAAUUAAGCAAAGAUGAAUUGGACACGUUUAUAAAUACCAUGGAAAAUAUAGUGCAAUAACUCAGAUGUAAACAAAUUAAUCAAUAAUAAAAGGAUUUGUUAUACUCAAUGUAUAAUCGCAGUAAAUUUCCAAGAUCAAAUAAGUA
Messenger RNA from Bombus impatiens (common eastern bumble bee), 946 nucleotides. Its product is annotated as COMM domain-containing protein 8. NCBI's taxonomy places the organism in Eukaryota, Metazoa, Arthropoda, Insecta, Hymenoptera, Apidae. The transcript is spliced from 4 exons. Bases 321 to 860 code for a protein of 179 amino acids. The record is from RefSeq and is a predicted model, not a curated record.